GUAACCUAUUCUACCAGCACAUUGAGCUAAGUUUCUAACAAGCGACUGUCUUGUUAAAAUAAAAAUAUUCGUGUUUAUUUUUUUUUAAUCUUUCUUUAUAUUUUCAAAGGCAGAAUACUGACCGCACUGUUUGUGGUUCCUGCUUCGUGUGACGUCACACACCAAGACAUGCUGGUUUUUAAUCUGCUCCAUCUGUGGCAGAUAGGAGGGGAGGAAGGAAGGAAGCACUUGCACUGACAAGCCUGAUAUAUUUUUUACCUGUCUUUCAAAAAAAAUGAAGAGCACGUUAAUAUUUCUGCUGCAUGCCAGCUCUUUCUGCUGGCUGGUCGGGGCCACUCUGUCUAAAACAGAUGCAAAGAAGUUGCAGAAAGUUGAAGCUCAGGUCUCUCCAGCUGAAUUGUCUGUGGUGGACAGAGGCCUUGUUGUGGCAGAUGUUCAGUGGAAGGACAUAGUGAGGGAAGAAAAGAGAUACUGUGCUCAUAUUAAGAAGACAUUUGAAGGAGCAGUGAUGGGAUAUAUCACUCCUUGGAAUUCCCACGGCUAUGAUAUUGCUAAGCAGUUUGGCCCCAAGCUGUCACUGGUCUCUCCAGUUUGGCUUCAGGUGCGCCGCCGAGCUCCUGGGACAUUUGACAUCACAGGACUUCAUGAUCACGAUGCUGGUUGGGUCAAAGCUGUACGCAAGUCAAACAAAAAAGUCCGGAUGGUGCCCCGAGUGUUAUUUGACGGCUGGUCCUACCAGGAUUACAUAAGCGUGUUUGGGAGUGAAGAUGAGAUUGAGGAGCUGUCGGGUGAACUGGUGGAUGUUGCAAAGACCGAAGGAUUCGAUGGAUUUACCCUGGAGCUUUGGAGUCAGCUGGGGGGAAACAAAAGAAAGGAACUUGUUCAUUUAGUGAAACACAUUUGUGAGACUUUGAAAGCUAAAAAGUUGGACUGCAUUCUAGUUAUUCCUCCAGCUGUGACAAGUACAGGGCAGUCAGGGAUGUUUGGCAGGGAGGAGUUUGAGGAGUUGGCUCCAGUUGUUGAUGCAUUCAGCCUAAUGACCUAUGACUACUCCAGUGGACCCAAGCCGGGUCCAAGCUCACCCCUGCCCUGGAUCAGAGAUUGUGUUCUGCAGCUUUCACCAAACACUCAGUGGAGACAAAAGAUCCUGCUUGGAGUUAAUUUGUAUGGCCUUGAUUUCUCGAGCCACGGGGCAGAGCCCGUCCUCGGUGGGAGGUACAUUGAGAUUUUGCGAGAAAACAGACCAAAGAUGGUUUGGGAUGAAAUCUCUGCAGAACAUCACUUCAGUUACAAAAGAAGCAGUUCUGUAAAGCACGUGGUAUACUACCCUUCACUGAAGUCCCUCCACAUGAGGAUCUCUUUGGCUACCGAACUGGGAACAGGAAUUUCUUUAUGGGAAAUGGGACAAGGACUGGAUUAUUUCUAUGAUCUGCUUUAAGCAUCAGACUUUUUGAUAAAGAAAAUUGUGAACUACCAUUUUUGCUGUGUGAAUUUUUCCCCCUUUUGAUUUGAGGGUCAUGAAAAUGUGAACGUUUGUCAAAAAAAUUGAUUUUUGUUUUUAAAAAAAAAAUCUUAAAGCAAAUAUUGAUUCGUCAGAUUGGUUUCCGUUGUGUUCAUUUAUAAAUCUGUGAUUUGUGCAUUUCAGAGAGCAUGGUUCAUGAUGAUCAGGACUUUUAGCAACUACAGUAUUCUGGAAAAGUCUUCACACCCAUUACUGAAUUUUAGCCAUGAAUACUGUUUUCUUUAAAAAGACUAAA
This is a messenger RNA of Cyprinodon variegatus (sheepshead minnow), 1757 nucleotides long. It is a transcript of the gene chid1, whose product is annotated as chitinase domain containing 1. Gene Ontology annotation, biological process: carbohydrate metabolic process. The record is from RefSeq and is a predicted model, not a curated record. Gene Ontology annotation, molecular function: chitin binding; oligosaccharide binding. Gene Ontology annotation, cellular component: extracellular region. The transcript has 12 exons. Bases 275 to 1438 code for a protein of 387 amino acids. NCBI's taxonomy places the organism in Eukaryota, Metazoa, Chordata, Actinopteri, Cyprinodontiformes, Cyprinodontidae.